CAUUCGGCGAGCGCUGUCAAAAUUUUCACGAUGAAAACAAAUAGGGAGCAUUUCGGUUUUACUCAGCAAAAAUAAUAUUUCAUCUGCCUGUGAUCCAUUUUUAGGAAAUAAAACCAAAUUUCUUGGCACACUUCGCAACCCGCGCACCAGAAUUGCGAAAUUAUAGACGUAGUGUAUUAAAUCUUACCGGUCUGUUAUCCGUAUAGAAAAGCUAGAUAUGAAUAAUUAUAUCAAAUUCAUGGAGGUCCUAGGGAAUGUUAAGCAUUUAAAACGGACCGGAUGGGUCUUGAGAAAGGUUAAAGACUGCGAAACCGUAUCGGGUCACAUGUACCGAAUGGCGAUGAUGUCAUUUUUUCUAGAAGAUAGUCACGGUUUGGACAGGAUCCGUGUAAUGGAAAUGUCCCUCGUGCACGAUCUGGCGGAAGGAAUCGUGGGCGAUAUAACACCGUACUGCGGUGUUUCGCGCGAGGAAAAAUUGCUCAAAGAAUUUUCCGCCAUGACAGAGAUAGCCAGUUUACUUGGCCCUAACAAGGAUAAGAUGUUGGCGCUGUUCAACGAAUAUGAGGAAGGCAAGACACCAGAGGCAAAGUUCGUGAAAGAUCUCGACCGGCUCGACAUGGUGAUGCAGGCAUACGAAUACGAGAAACGGGACAGUUGUCCACAAAAACUGCAGGAGUUUUUUGAUUCGACGGAAAAUAAAUUUUCCCAUCCCUUGGUUGUUGACAUCGUGAAUGCGAUUAAGGAACAGCGCGCCAAAGCUGCUUCAACGGUUGUAGACAAUCCAAAUCGUUAAGUGAAGGAGCCGAAGAUAGUAGUCAUGAAAUAAAUGAAAGUGACUGAAGAAACGUGUAAUGUCGAACGUUCACCUGGAAA
Anopheles coluzzii is the source of this 873-nucleotide messenger RNA. RefSeq names its product 5'-deoxynucleotidase HDDC2. Lineage: Eukaryota; Metazoa; Arthropoda; Insecta; Diptera; Culicidae. Gene Ontology annotation, cellular component: cytoplasm. Gene Ontology annotation, molecular function: 5'-deoxynucleotidase activity. The transcript is spliced from 5 exons. The record is from RefSeq and is a predicted model, not a curated record. Bases 218 to 793 code for a protein of 191 amino acids.